Centruroides sculpturatus (bark scorpion) is the source of this 4869-nucleotide messenger RNA. RefSeq names its product discoidin domain-containing receptor 2-like (gene Ddr). The transcript has 14 exons. Gene Ontology annotation, biological process: cell surface receptor protein tyrosine kinase signaling pathway; multicellular organism development; positive regulation of kinase activity. NCBI's taxonomy places the organism in Eukaryota, Metazoa, Arthropoda, Arachnida, Scorpiones, Buthidae. The coding region runs from base 595 to 3252 and encodes 885 amino acids. Gene Ontology annotation, cellular component: membrane; signaling receptor complex. Gene Ontology annotation, molecular function: protein tyrosine kinase collagen receptor activity; ATP binding; collagen binding. The record is from RefSeq and is a predicted model, not a curated record.
CUGUUUACAGCGGGGAAGAGAAAAUAAAAAAUAAAAAAAGAAGAAGUUCUUUGUGACGGUGCUGCUGUAGGAUUUCCGGCGAUGAUGAAAAGGAACCUCUUGAGAAAUUUUCGGCGCCGAGUUAUUCGGUAGAGGCUGAGAGUAUUGGCGUGGAGAGCAGAUAGAAAAAGGCAGCUGUCGAGAGCUUAUGAGGCUUUAGACCAAUCUGCUGCUUCAAAGAAGAGAAGGGAGACGACAGAGAAAAGGGGAGCGAUGGCUAAUCUUUAGUAGGUCCUCCGUUUGGAUGUAACAUGCAGAUGUGAAAGCGAAAGAUCACAGACCACGCGUUUCGUUUUUUUUAAUCUACAGGGAAUGACCACGUGACCAGGACGUAUUUAUAACUUUUUCCAACACAAUAUUUCACUUUCACUCGACUAUAAAUCUUUUAUCGUUAUUAUUGAAGAAACUGCUAUUGUAAAAUCGCCCUGUUUGGGAUAAAGAAUAUUUUCGGUAGCCGAAGAUUGAGGGCUUUGCAUCGACAGACGAGUAAAGAAGGAACCGAGGAUGGAAGGAACGGAUAGAGAACGGAUGUGACAUCAUAGGUUUCCCGGAUGUAUGUGUAGUGCAGUGAAGAGGAUGGAAAAACUAGUGUUGCUUCUCACAGUACCUUACUUAUAUUCGUCGGUCGUGGGCCUGGAUUUAUCUGACUGCAAUAAGCCACUGGGAAUGGAAUCGGGAGAGAUUAAAGACGAGGAUGUGACAGCUAGUUCUUCCUACAAUCUACCGAGCGUAGGGCCUCAAAAUGGAAGAUUGAAUCGUGAGCUGAACGGUGGUUCUUGGUGUCCGGAGAAACAGAUAUCCCAAGAAGUGUACGAGUAUCUAGAAAUUAAUCUGCAUCAGAUGCACGUGGUGACCGAAGUGGCCACACAGGGCCGAUUCGGAAACGGUAUCGGACAGGAAUACGCGGAGGAGUACAUGCUGGAAUAUUGGAGACCGGGCCUACCAAGAUGGCGGCGAUUCAGAAAUCGAGUGGAACAAGAGGUAUUCGAGGGAAAUCUCAACACUUACAUGACAGUAACUAGACAAGUGGACCCACCUAUAAUUGCCAGCAAAAUACGUAUCGUGCCCUACAGUCUUCACGUCAGGACUGUCUGCAUGAGAGUGGAAUUAUACGGAUGCCCGUGGACAGACGGUAUUGUGUCCUACGCCAUGCCGCAGGGGGAACGAAGAGGGGUAGAACUCGACCUGUCAGACAUGACGUACGAUGGUGUGAAAGAUGACAGUCAUCUCCAUGGAGGCCUAGGACAACUGACAGAUGGUCAGAAGGGAGAAGAUAACUUUAGACUAAAUAUAUCUGGACUCGGUAAAGGUUACGAGUGGGUGGGAUGGAAGAACGAUUCGACUUAUUCCAGACCCAUAGAAAUUGUUUUCACCUUCAAUGCAGUACGCAAUUUCACAGCGGCUUACUUUCACUGCAGCAACAUGCAUACUAAAGACGUGCAAGUUUUCAGUACCGCCAAGAUAUGGUUCAGUAUCGGAGGCAAGUACUACACCAAAGAACCAAUACAUUUUUCUUACGUUCCGGAUAUUUACUUCGAAAAAGCUCGAAAUGUUACCAUCUACCUGCACCAGAGAAUAGGCAAAUACGUAAAAGUCGAACUGAGUUUUGCCUCCCACUGGUUACUGAUUAGCGAAGUGUCUUUCAGUUCUGUUAUCGCCCAAGGAAACUUCACGGAAGAGGAACCCCCAGCAGCUCCACCGAUAGUUAGCACAGUCAUGAACGACGACGGUCUUUCAACUCAACGUGUCGGAUUAGUGAUUGGAGUCUUGGCUGCUGUGAUUUUCGUACUUCUAGGUGCUCUACUCUUCAUAAUGUGUCGAAACAAGAAGAAAAAGCAUUCGACGCCCCAUACUAUGCUCAAACCCGACAGUCGAGUCACUUUCAACAACAUUAAGGGUCUGGAUAUUAGUUAUACACCGUGCUCGGCAGUCGCUCGGCAAGCUAAUGGUAGCGUGUAUGGACAGGUAGCUCUGGACGAUCCGGAUCCUAACAAGUUAUUGUAUCAAGAUCCGCAGGAUUUCAAGCCUUCUUUUCCAGGUAGCUGUAGUAAUGAUUCGGCCACGUCCAGGGAGUACGCAGUGCCCGACUUGAAGUCCCCACCGGUGGGAUCGAUGCAUUCGCUAUCCACGCCGACGAUGAAGCCAUCGUUUCCUCACACCUUACCGAAAACACCUCAGCAACCCUCGGAGAGGCACUAUGCAGCCACAGAUGUGGUGGUGAAACUGCCAAACAUACAGGGUGUGAGCGGUAACACUCUAUACGCCGUGCCUAACGUCGAAGUGCUCAAUCGUGAAGAAAUACCACUGAGAGAAGUUCCUCGUCACAAAUUGCGCUUUCUGGAGAAGCUGGGCGAAGGACAAUUCGGCGAAGUACACCUUUGUGAAGCCGACGGAAUUCCGGAACUUGUCGAUGUGCCUUGUAACGGUAACAAGAUUUUGGUGGCUGUAAAGACAUUAAGACCAACGGCAAACGACCAAGCCAGAAGUGACUUCUAUAAAGAAGUCAAGAUCCUUUCACGUCUUCGAGAUCCUAACAUUGUACACGUAUUGGGAGUGUGCACGCGGGAAGAGCCCUUAUGCAUGAUAGUGGAGUAUAUGGAAAACGGAGAUCUGCACCAAUUCCUUCAACAACACGUGCCAGAUACGUCACCCUAUAAACCACACAAUAAGACACUCAGUUAUGGAGCUCUGAUCUACAUGGCUACUCAAAUAGCUUCUGGGAUGAACUACUUGGAAUCGCUAAACUUUGUACACAGAGACUUGGCCACUCGAAAUUGUUUAGUUGGAAGGUCGUAUACUAUCAAAAUUGCUGAUUUUGGGAUGAGUCGAGAUCUCUAUAGUGCAGACUAUUACAGAAUCGAAGGAAGAGCUAUGUUGCCUAUCAGAUGGAUGGCUUGGGAAAGCAUUCUUCUGGGUAAAUUCACGACCAAGAGUGACGUGUGGUCUUUCGCAGUUACACUUUGGGAGAUUCUGACAUUCGCUCGUCAUCAACCUUAUUCGGACAUGACAGACGACAUGGUCAUUCAGAACGUGGAACAUUUCUACCAAGACGACCUAUUGCAAGUGUACCUCCCGUCUCCUCCGAAUUGUCCGAAGGAAAUUUAUGACUUGAUGAAAGAGUGUUGGCAGAGAAACGACGUGGAAAGACCUAAAUUCAGAGAGAUUCAUCUCUUCUUACAGAGAAAGAACUUGGGCUAUAUUCCGCAGGUGUGACCUAUCCUUAUCCUGCACAUCCCUUCAUUCCUCAUCUAUCCGAAUGGAGCUCGGCUGCUCCGGGACCCUAAAAAAAUAAAAAAAAUGGACGAAGUUUCGGGGCUAGUGGAAACGUUUUGAGCCGACGCCCGUGGUAAUUUAUCUGAGUUUUGCUGUAUUUGUAUGGACACUUGCCUGGAUCAAAUCACAUCCACUGCCAGCCGUGUGGCACGUACCCAUAAUCAUAUCAUUAUUUCUUCCUGCGGCAAGUGAACAUUUUAUGUAAAUGGCAAAGACGUGUACAGUUUUCAUUGAUGAUGUGUGUAUACUUCCAUUUACCGCUGUGGCGCAUCUCCUAGACUGCGUCUAGUUGUGGUGGAGGUGAUUCGAGCAACUUCUUUCGUCAAUGCACAAACAUUUUUCUGCUCUGUGCACAAAAUUCGUUUUUCAAAUCAUUGGGUGUCUUAUCGGCCCCCUUCCGCGGAAGCAGGUUUAGAACAAAUUCGGGAACGUGCGGUCGACAGACGAUAUUUGAUCCCAAUUCUAAUUUUACUUUUACUUCCUCGCCGUCGCAAUGGGUUGGACGGGCGCCAGUAAGUGGCCCGCUUCCUCCGACCGUGUCAUACGCUAAUUUUUCAAUAGGACUAAUUGAAAUUUCUCAGUCUUAUUAUUAAAACCUCGUCCGCUUUUUCUAGUCUCCACAUCUUUCUUUCCUUAAUCGUCUUUAGUAAAAUAUUGACAGAAGACGGCCGUUAGUCUAUUAAAGACAGGGGCAUGAGUUGUUAAUUCUAUAGAUAGACUAACUCCGACGACCGCACGUUGACAAAUAAGUAAAAAAUGAAAAUCUGCUCAGCAAAUCUCUUGUAUGGUCAAUGGAUAUGUAAUGUCAUUUAUUCAGUUGGUCGAAAACUUCCGCCAUAAAGUAUUGUUCUUUCGCUCUUCUUCAAGAAGAGGUUUUGUACCAGUGAUUUACAGUAUUUUUUACAGUAUUGUAGCGAUCGAACGGUUAUAUUGUAAAAUAGGCCCGCUGCCACCGGGAGCGUAGAGCACCGUUUUAUUCUGUUUUAACCUCUAAAUAACCAAAAACAAAGUUUAUAAGUGGCAGUAUUAGAAGAUUGUCUUAUUCUAUUUCGAUCUUAUACGCGUUACUUUGACCGGAUAAAAGUCGAUACUCGAUACUCGGCAACGAAGGAGUGCAAACCGUGUCAUAGUAAAAUGCGUUUAGGAUAUAUCAUUUGAUGCAAAGUUUGCCUUCAACAUAUGUUUCACCAGCUGCCUUGCCUUGUGUGAUCUCUGACCUGCAAUAGGUUAUGUCAGCUGAGAUGUGGCAGCCACAACCAGAGAGAACAUAAGUUCUGUACAAAGUCCGUCUAUUUUGUGUAUAGAAGUCACGAGUUUCCUUUCUUUAUUAAAAAGUUUCUUUUUCCCCCCUCCCAUUGUGUCAUUUACUUGUGCCUUUUCGCGAACAAACGGGAAAAACGCCGUAAGAACUCUUAGAGCCAGAAGAGUCGAUGGCACUUCUUUAAGAGACGGUUACACUUUUAAAGAUUUUCAAACGCAGUUAGCGGGGAAUCUUCGCCUCCCGAUAAUACUGAAGUAAUUGUAAAACGAAAUCAGCCGUUCUAAUCGAAUAGAGAC